CAGAAUCUUCUGUCACUCAGCUGAACUCACAUCUCCUGCCAACAUGUCCCACAGCUGCUGCUCUGGAAACUUCUCCUCCCGCUCCUUUGGGGGAUACCAGCACUACCCCAGCUCCUCGUGUGGCUCAUCCUACCCCAGCAACCUGGUCUACCGCACUGACGUCUGCUCUUCCAACACCUGCCAGGUGGGCUCCUCCCUCCACACUGGCUGUCAGGAGACCUGCUGUGAACCUACCAGCUUCCAGACAUCGUGUGUGGUGUCCAGCCCCUGCCAGACAUCCUGCUACCUCCCGAGGACCUCCAUGCUCUGCAGUCCGUGGUGGACCGCUUACCCUGGGUCUGUAGGCCUUGGGUCCAGAAGCUGCUACUCCCUGGACUAUGGAUCCAGAAGCUGCUGUUCACUGGGUUGUAGAUCCCAGGGUUUCAGACCCCUGGGUUUUAGAGUCUGUGGCUUCCCUUCCCUGAGCUAUGGAUCCAGAUUCUGCUGCCCAACCUACUUCACCUCUAGGAGCUGCCAGUCAUCUUAUUACAGGCCAGCCUGUGGCUCUGGCUUCUAUAGAUUAAUUUGUUGAGGGUCUGGAUGCUUUUGAGUAUUGACCUCAAAGUCUCUACUCAGUAUAGCCAUUGUUUUCAUUUCCACCAAUUACUAAAGUUCUUUUAUUCCUAAACCAUCAGUUUCUUGCUGCACUGACUUUUGGCUGACUCUGAACUCAAUGAGUAAUAUCAAAUUAAGACCUAAAUUCUGUACUAUUGAUAGAAUGUAUACUAUUGGAUUUUUAUUGAAAAGCAAUUGAAAAUGAAAAAUUUAAUCUAAUAAAUUGUUGUAAUCUGGCAUUCAAAUAUAUUGUUCAUCUCAUUAUUA
This is a messenger RNA of Nyctereutes procyonoides (raccoon dog), 861 nucleotides long. Its product is annotated as keratin-associated protein 13-1-like. The transcript has a single exon. The coding region runs from base 44 to 571 and encodes 175 amino acids. NCBI's taxonomy places the organism in Eukaryota, Metazoa, Chordata, Mammalia, Carnivora, Canidae. The record is from RefSeq and is a predicted model, not a curated record.